Messenger RNA from Rhodotorula graminis WP1, 1043 nucleotides. RefSeq lists its product as uncharacterized. Lineage: Eukaryota; Fungi; Basidiomycota; Microbotryomycetes; Sporidiobolales; Sporidiobolaceae. The record is from RefSeq and is a predicted model, not a curated record. Gene Ontology annotation, cellular component: nucleolus. Gene Ontology annotation, biological process: ribosomal large subunit assembly; rRNA processing. Bases 1 to 990 code for a protein of 329 amino acids. Gene Ontology annotation, molecular function: rRNA binding. The transcript is spliced from 5 exons.
AUGGCACCCGCAGCUCUCGCAAAGCAGUCGCUCAAGCGCAAGCGCCAGCAGCAGGACGACGCCGCCGCAACCUCGACCUCGUCCACCUCCGCCGACCAGACCACCACCGCCGCAGCUGCUCCGCCCAAGCCCUACAAGCAGCGCGUGCUCGUCACCAGCUCGCGUGGCAUCUCGCAGCGUCAGCGCCACCUCAUGACCGACCUCCUGAGCAUCAUGCCCCACGCCAAGAAGGAGACCAAGCUUGAGGACAAGCACAACCUCCCCUCGCUCAACGAGCUGUGCUACCUCUCGUCGUGCAACAACGCCCUCUUCUUCGAGGCGCGCCGCCAGCACAACGACCUGUACCUGUGGGCCGCCAAAGCGCCCAACGGGCCCUCGGUCCGCUUCCACGUCCUCAACCUCCACACCAUGGACGAGAUGAAGAUGACGGGCAACUGCCUCAAGGGCUCGAGGCCCGUCGUCGUCUUUGACAAGCAGUUCGACGACGAGCCCCACCUCCAGCUCAUCAAGGAGGUCCUCACCCACACGUUCGCGGUCCCCAAGACGGCGCGCCGCGCCAAGCCCUUCAUCGACCAUGUCAUCAACUUCAGCAUCGUCGACGGCAAGAUCUGGUUCCGCAACUACCAGAUCCUCGACACGCCCUCGGCCGAUGCGCUCGCGCAGACGACCUCGUCGACCCAGGCCCUGACGGACGCCCAGGCGCGCAAGGUGGCGCAGAAGGAGGGCAUGCCGCACCUGUCGCUGUCCGAGGUCGGCCCGAGGUUCGUCCUCAACCCGGUCAAGAUCUUCGAGGGCAGCUUCAACGGCGCGUGCCUGUACGAGAACAAGGAGUUUAUCCCGUCGUCGCAGCGCUUCGCGAGCGCCAAGCUCGCGCGCGCCGUCAAGUACCGCGGCCGCAAGGACGCCCAGGCCGUGCGCCAAGUCCGCCUCGACGAGAUGAAGCCGGGCGAGCGGGACGACCCGCUCGAGAAGCGCAGGGUGUUUGCCUGAGCCGGCGUCCUGGGCGAGGGCGGGCGUGUCCUUUGUCGAGCAGCAGCUGUAAC